ACACUGCAAUUGGAAUGAAACUUUCAGCGAAACACAAGUUUCAAACCGAACUUCAUCCAGAUCCUGCUGGUAGUGAGCUCGCCAGCAAGCUUGUCAGCUAGCCAGCCAUAUCUCCACCCCUGCAGGAGGCGCCACAAUUCAGAGGCUGGUGUGUUCGUUUUUUUGACGUGCUUUUAAUGGACUGAUUUGGACACGGUAGCAUCAUAAUGCCUGGGGGACCCUCGUUGAUCAAGUGGUGUACAAUGAUCAAACAAUUUCUUGGUCGGAAGACGACAAGAAUCAGUGGGUCCUCAAAGACUGUGGAUAAAUUGAAAUGGAGUGGGGCCACUCUUGAAGAUGUUAGAGUCUACGGAAAACAACUCUUCUUGCAUCUGGCGCACAACAGAAAGACUUCAAGGGAUUCAGAUUCAGAUCUCAACAAAGAAGAAUCAAUGUGGCUCCAUUGUCAUUUUUUGAUGUUGGGGAGUGUCAGAGUCAAUGAGUUCAAUUGCAAACCAUCAAAGACCAACACGUUUCCAGAGCCGAGACUUGUAUUUUACUUUAGCAAAGAUGAGUUCUUGGUGUUUUAUGGAGGGAGCUUCAAGGAGAUGAACCACCCUCCAGAUGACAAUAGCAAAUCAGAUAUCCUCAGUAAGGAUUUUGAUCGAUGCAAGGCCGCAGAUCAUAUUCUUGAGGAUCACCCAAUCUCGCACAUCUUGUUAGAUCAGAGUAAAUUCUGUGGGCUUGGCAACAUCAUAAAAAACGAGGUCUUGUACAGCACAGGAACCCAUCCAAUGCAACUGGGAUGCCAGCUAACCAGAGCCAAAGCUGCAUUGAUUGUUGACACAGUGGUGACUUUCUCUGAAAGAUGGCUGGCUUGGAAGAUGGAAGAGAAGCCCUCUAGAAAGUUUGGAGACUGGACAGAGAUCUACAAGAAAGCUUUCUGUCCAAAGGAUCAUGCAACAACAAAGUCAAUGUUUGGUCCAACUGGUAUGGAAAGAAUCACAUACUGGUGUCCAACAUGUCAACCAAUGGAAAAUCCUGAUUGUUCAUCAUCAGAUGGGGCAAGCACAUCAUAUCUGGAUCCAAAUAAUUCCAAAGAAUGUUAUGUGGAAGGAAAAUCUCAAAAUAUCAACAGCCAGGGGCGCAUUGCUGAUGAAACUGUCACAGAAUCUUUAGUAGAUAUCAAACAGGAAGAUGAACUAGAAUUCAAGAUGGACUUUCCUAUGAUGGGUGAGAGCCCUUCCUUGGUGCAUGAAUCAGAAAGAAGCCUUAAAUCCGAGCAAGUUAUCCCAGACCUACCACAUUACCUUGACAAUAUGGAUGAUAGUUCCCCUUCUGUGCUGUCUUACGACAUGUUGGAAACAAAGCAGAAUAGUUCAAGAACAGUACUUGAUGGGAACAAGUAUCCACUAUCAUUCUGUAGGGAGGACCAAGCAAGACCAUGCUCACCCUCAGCUAAAAAGAUCAAGCUUGAAUCAGGAUCAAGUUGUACUUUUCAGCUGAAAAGGGAAGAAGAGCCUGUUGUCCCCUUGCUGUAUCAAUCUGGCUCACCAGGUACCAUGAACAGCCCCAAUGUGGCCGACCAGCAACAAGAUGAUUUCACCAGGAUUUCUGUGUCCGUAUCAACCAUCAGGGAGCUCAUGAGGAUACAUGCCAGGGUGCAUGUUAAGAAACUGACGUUGGAUGAAGACUGUACAUCCUUGUGAUUCAUGAAAGAAUUUAGGAGUGGUUGCUGCCUUGGAAAGAGGUUUGUGCAAUUAAGGUAUCUUCCCCCAAAGUCACUUGAUAACAAAAUCACCCGCAAGAUCACUGUCUUGAUUAGACUGAUAUGAUUUUUAUGAAGAGAAUCUGGGAGCAUAAAUUGUUUUGUUAUCUUUAUAGCAUUUACUCUGUCUCUCACUAAGUCAUAACAUGUUUUCCACAAGAAACUUUAUGCUCAUUGUGUUACCUUCAUUCAGAGAGAAUCCAGGGAAAGAAUCUUGUCUUUGUUUUUGCAUCUCAUCAAGAAAUUUGUAUUGUUCACUCAACUAUUUCUUAAUGAUAUUGUUAAUGUUUUAUCUUAAUUGAUAUGCGACUUCAGGUUUCUACCGCGAGUACUUUUUAUUUUACUUGAAAAGUUAUUUUCAAUCUUUAAUAUUUUUUCUAACAUUUUAAAGAAAAUAAUGGUCAUGAAGGUGUCUGAUUAGUUCCACUCUGUAUACAUUAGGCAUAUUUUAAAUGCUACUUGGGUAAUCUUUUCGAUAAUUUUAAAGAAAGUAAUUUUCAUGAUAUUGUCUUGAUUGUUUUGUAACAUUCACUCAAUAACAAGUCAUGACACGUUUCCCAAAGUACUCCCAAUGUUAGAUCCCAUAAUAUUACGAAAAUCUCGGGAUAAUGUCUGAUAUUCAUUUUUCAUCUCGUUAAGAACUUUUGUUUCUCAUCUUCUUGAAGAUUAAUGGAUGGGUAAAGUUGGUAAAAGUUAUAGUCUUAAAAGUAACAAGAAGUCACCGUAGUCAUUGUAAAAAGUUUAUUUUUUAAUUGAUUGACAAUUACUCCAUGCACAACUUUGUAUACUUUUGUCAUCUUUUAGACUUAACUUGAAAGGUUAUUGUCUAAUUUUUUAUAACAUUUUCAAACAUUGUAAAGAAAGUAAUGAUCAUGAACAGUGUCAUGAUUGAGUCAAUGUCAUUUUAGGUAAUUUUAUGUAGGUCUACUCUAGCAAAGUCGUGACACAUUUCCAAAA
Lytechinus variegatus (green sea urchin) is the source of this 2704-nucleotide messenger RNA. RefSeq names its product endonuclease 8-like 2. The transcript is spliced from 2 exons. The coding region runs from base 207 to 1688 and encodes 493 amino acids. Gene Ontology annotation, molecular function: zinc ion binding; DNA-(apurinic or apyrimidinic site) endonuclease activity; DNA N-glycosylase activity. The record is from RefSeq and is a predicted model, not a curated record. Gene Ontology annotation, biological process: base-excision repair. Lineage: Eukaryota; Metazoa; Echinodermata; Echinoidea; Temnopleuroida; Toxopneustidae. Gene Ontology annotation, cellular component: nucleus.